GCUGUACCUUUUUCCUAAUUAAUACAGCUCCUUCUCUCCACUCCUCCUUCUCAUCCUCUUCUCUCCUGGAAGAGAAGAGAGGAGGAAGAAGAAAGGAGUAGCAAUAGUAGCAGUAGGAGAUUUCUGGACGCAGCAACCGCCUCUACUCACAGGAGUCGAUUCGUUCACAGGAGUCAAAUACAAACGAUUCCUGAGUCGUUACGCCCUGAUGUAGAGGGGGGUCCGGGGGUAAAUGAGAGAGGAGAGGCAGCAUGGCCGCCACGGCGGUAAAUAAACUCCCGGACAGCGCGGAGAGAGGCGUCGUGAUCCCUGACAACUGGCCGGGAUAUCCCCUGGACCUUUUUACUUUUCCCGAGCAUUACUCUGGGGAUCUGGACUGUGUCUAUAUUCCACAUGGCGUCAUCAUGGACAGGACGGAGAGGCUGGCCAGGAACAUCAUGGAUGACCUUGGAGACCGAGACAUCGUGGUCCUGUGUGUGCUGAAGGGAGGUUAUCAGUUCUGCUCUGACCUUGUGGAGCGCAUCAAAGUCCUGAGCUGCAACUCCAGCAAGUCUCUCCUCAUGCGGGUGGACUUCAUACGCCUGAAGAGCUACUUGAAUGACCGGUCGACGCAGGACCUCCAGAUAAUUGGAGCAGAGAGUUUGUCUGUGCUGAGCGGAAAGAACGUCCUGAUUGUGGAGGCUAUAGUAGACACAGGUAAAACCAUGAAGACUCUCCUGACCCAUGUCCGAGCCUUCAAACCCAACAUGAUCAGAGUGGCAGGUUUGCUGGUGAAAAGGGUCCCAAACAGCUCGGGCUGUCUGCCGGACUAUGUUGGUUUUGAGAUCCCAAACCGGUUUGUGGUCGGUUACGCUCUAGAUUACAACGAAUACUUCAGAGAUCUCAACCACAUCUGUGUGAUCAGUGAGAGCGGGAAGCAGAAGUAUAAGGUUUGAAGUGGAACCGCGGGUUCUCCCUGGAGGUUCUCCGUAGAGAAGAUCCCACACAACGUCAGGAGGAGGAACCUGGAGGAUCCAGAUGUUUAGAAAAGCCUUCUCUUCCUAAGACUUAGACUUACUUAGACUUAGACUUUAUUUAUUGUCAUUCUUAAUACAUUCCUGUACGCAGAACGAAAUUUCAUUGCAUUGACUCGCAAAAAUACAGAGAAAAAUAAUAAAUAUAGCAUGUACAAAUAUAGCAAGUACAAAUACAAAAAUAUAUGAAAAUUUAGCAGCAUGAAUUAAGUAUAGAUAUAUCACAUAGAUACACAAUGUACAUCUUCGAAAAUAUACACACUUCUAUGAUAGACUCAUAAAUAUCUAUAAAUAAGUCACUUGUGCCGUUAGGAAUAUGUAGAGUGUAAAGAAGUAAAUAACUAAUACUCAGUCAGAGUUUCCUUAAAUUGACCAAUGUUUUAGGAGUUUAACAGUCUAAUAGCUUGGGGGAAAAACUGUUACAGAACCUAACACGAGCUCUUAGCACAUUUUUAUGCAUUAUAAGAUACAGCUGAUAACAUCCUAAACUAGUUAGAACAUCCAUCCGAGGCUUACGUUAAUACUGGACUCACAGAAGAUACAGAAUUAUGAUAUGGCUAUUUUAUUAUGUUGCAUAUCAGAAUUAACAUGGUUGAACUGCAGUGUAUGACAGUAAAUACUUUUUUUUAACCUUUUAUGAUUUAAAUAAACUAAACAAUACAUUUGUUUUAGCAUUAAAAUAAAUAAAAUAUUAAGA
Astyanax mexicanus (Mexican tetra) is the source of this 1710-nucleotide messenger RNA. It is a transcript of the gene prtfdc1b, whose product is annotated as phosphoribosyl transferase domain containing 1b. Gene Ontology annotation, biological process: hypoxanthine metabolic process; guanine salvage; GMP salvage. The transcript has 9 exons. Gene Ontology annotation, molecular function: hypoxanthine phosphoribosyltransferase activity; magnesium ion binding. The coding region runs from base 252 to 935 and encodes 227 amino acids. Lineage: Eukaryota; Metazoa; Chordata; Actinopteri; Characiformes; Acestrorhamphidae. The record is from RefSeq and is a predicted model, not a curated record.